Molecule: messenger RNA, 3671 nt
Organism: Electrophorus electricus (electric eel)
Lineage: Eukaryota; Metazoa; Chordata; Actinopteri; Gymnotiformes; Gymnotidae
Source: RefSeq, a predicted model, not a curated record
GUACCACACAAAAGGGGUGUCGGGCAGUAAAACGAUAGAAUUUCUGCUAUUCCAGCGACAGUUUCCCUAGAAAAAAAGGAAAUGUACGGAAGGGUUUUGUUUUAUAUUUUAAUGUAAUAUACUUUACUUUUUCGUUUUAGUAGUUUAGCUACGUUGGCUCCCAUUCUUUUUGGACUCUUGCGGGCGCCUCAAAGCUCCACCCCCAAACCCGGAAGACAUUAGCAGAAAUUCUCCUCUCUUCCAAUCCUUGGACGCACACUGACCAGAGCGAACUUUAACAAAAACUAAAAGGGAAUCAAUUGUAGGUGUGCCUCAGAUAUAAAUUGUUUUGUAUGUAGUUUUCGUGUUUUACGCACUUUCCUACUGUCAAGGGUUUGGCUAAGGAAGCCACCCUUUGGGGUUGAAUAAACUAAAAGUGCUAUUUUAAAAAAGCACCGUGAAGUCUGUAGCGCAUCAAGUUAAUGUCUCUUAUUCCACCACUGGAGAUGUCUGAGGAAUGCAGUGAGGAGGUUCUACUGGAGUUACAACAACCAUGUGACUCCGAAACAUCCUGCACAAAGGCAGUAGAGACUGACCUCUCCAUGGAAGAUAUUGGAAACAUACAAACAGAAGUCUGUGAACUGAGAAAAAUGAUUGCACUGCUGGAGAGAAAGUUGAACCAGCAAACAGAAAAUCUUUCUAAACAGAAAGAUGUUUCCACUUUGUGUUCUGUCUGUAAAGCAGAACUAAACCACACAGAAACACAAGACACUGGUCACCAUGGUGGAGAGCAGCACACACCGCAGGACAUGGAGAAUGUAGCCAGUCUGUCUCCAGUGUGUAAAUCUGAACCAAACCCCACAGAGACUCUGGAACCAGACUGUAAUACUGGGUACCAAUACAUAAAGCAAGAGCAGCAGGAGGUACUCAGUCAGUCUCCAGUGUGUAAAACUGAGCCAAACCCUCUAGAGACACGAGAUACUGACUGUAACACUGGGCACCAAUGUUUAAAGCAGGAGCUGCAGGAGGUACCCAGUCUGUCUCUUGUGGAUAAAAUUGACCCAAACCCCACAGAGUCCCUGGGCUCUGUCUUUGAUGGUGGAGACCAGCACACACUGCAGACUCCAUUAAAUACAUGUUCAGUGAGACUGGUGGACAGCAGGAGUGGUGGACAUGGUAGUCAGAAGAAUUGUUUUAUUCGCUCAAAUUCAACAAUGGCAAUGGACGGGUGCCCUAUAUGCAGAAAAAACAUUUCAUCAGUAAGACAGCACCUUAGGAUUAGCCACGGUGUGGCAAAUAAAGAAGAAAAGGCCCUUCUUUUAAAGCUGGUGUCAGGGAGGGUGGAUGUCAGAGUGGGCAUCUGCCCCAUGCCAAGCUGCAAUCAGCAUACAACCCGGAUGGACCGGCACCUAAAAUCACACACGGAGCUUUCUAAAGAUAAGCAGAAGGAAGUCCUGGAUGAGCUCAAAAGAAAAUGCAUUAUUGCAAAGUUGGCUGAGCUUCGGGCAUCACAGCCGGCUGUUGCAAUGGUCUCCAUUUUGGACAUCGUGGAGGAAUUGUGGUGGGAAAAAUUAAAAGAUGUUGAAAUAGGCCCUGCAGCUGAAGAUGCCCCAUGCCCUGAGCCAUGCGAAAAUGCUGCAUGCCAAAGAAAAGUAAUAACAAUGAAAAAAUUAGAAAAGAAAUGUAAGGACAUGUCCGUGGAGCUCGACAGCCUCUCAACACCAGUCCACCUCCUCAGGCGACAAAACGGACUUCUGCGACGGCAGCUUCAAAAAAAGAAAUUAAUUAACAUCUAUGAUGUCCCAAGGAUUCGUCUGGACAAGGAGGAUGAGCCUGAUUCUGCAUCUUAUGCACAUUCAGUGUGCCAUGACAUCGCCACCACCAACAAAGUCUUUGGGCUAAAUUUGAAUAGUCAAGAGGCAGAACACAGAGACUUAUUUGAAAGUCUUGUAGAGGGGGUGCCAGAGGAAGAAUCAGUGGCUGAACAGUCAGGAAAAAGGAAGCAGAAAAGAAAAUCCACGCUGCAUCUUUUUCCAGAUGAGUUGAGGAGGAGGCAACAAGAAGAAAGCCCAAGGAAGGUUCCUCGUAUGCUGAUCCAAAAAUGUCACCCCUUAAAGUGUGAGCAAGUACCCAGUCAGUCUCCUUUGUGUAAAACUGAACCAACCCUGUAGAGUCACAAGAUACUGACUGUAACACUGGGCACCAAUACAUAAAACGAGCUGCAGAAGGUACCCGAUCUGUCUCUUGUGAAGACUUGUUGAGUGAGAUCGGUGGACUGCAGGAGUGGUAGACAUGAUGGUAGUCACAAGAAUUAUUUUGUCAAGUAAGUGUUUGUUUUUCUCCCCCUUUUUUCCUUUUUGCUCAUUUCACUCUUUCUUGCCAAUGCUUUUAAUUAUUUUUUUAAUAUUCACUACAUGGUGCCUGAAAAACAUCCAUAAAUAUUUAGAAUUAACUUUAAUAAUUGUUAUAGUUCCAUUUUACAUUCAUGACCUUUUAACUGAUGCUUUUAUCUAUGGUGACUUACAGUUAUGACUGAACACAACUUGAGCAAUUCAGGGUUAAGGGCCUUGCUUGGGAAUGCACCAGUGGUAACCUGAUCAUGGUGGGCCUUGAACUGGCAACCUUCUGAUUCAACAUUUCCUUUGAUCACAUAGAUUUCAUCUUUUGACUCACUUUUGCCACAAAUGUGCCUCAAAGUAACCUAUGCACUGAAGGGGUUUGUCUUGGGCAUAUGCAUAGAAUUUCCUUUUGGUUGGUUUCAGUUUGUUGGUCUAGGAACAUUGUGAUGCUUUUUUUUUUUUUCUCCCAUGAAUUUUCAUUCACUUCCAGUAUGUAGGACCAUUUUCAGUUUCUGCCCAUUCACUUUAAUCGUUUCUUUGCCCUCUGGAUCUAUAGAAUAGACAAAUUCCUCUGAGUCUGAUGAUGACUCGUUCAAUGCCCUUACUGGUUUCUCUUUUUUUACUUUUUUACUUUCAGUCGACUGCCUUUGUACAUCUUCCCUUGUGCAUUGUGGGGCGUGGUUGGUUGUUUUUUUUUUUUUUUUUGGGUGGGUGGGCAUACACACGCAUAAUGUCCACUUUUUCUUACAAAAAAGACAUUUAGCUGUUUUUGCUCCACAUUAAAUUGCUGUAUUUGUGGCAAGUCCACACCUAUGACUUGGUGUCGCCAUUACACUCUUCCUUUACAGAGUCGUAGACUCCGGUUCGCACUUUGUCUUGCAAGUUGGAUUUCAGUUUCUUGCACUUCUCAUGUAAUUCACAUAUAUCUUUGGUCUUACAAUUAUCGGGCAGCAAUUUUGAUUUCAUCUGAGCUGACUGGAAGAUUUUAGCAAUUGAAAGCCCUGUCUAAUGUUAGUCCCUCUUCUUGAAAAAAUCUGUCACAUAGUCUUUUGUGCAUACACUUUUCCACAAGCUGGUCCCUCAACACGUCCAAUUCAAGCGUUCCAACACAUGAUUUAGCUAACUUAGCGCGUUUACAUAAGCAUCGUCUGGCGGUUGCAUUCUCUGUGAAUUUCUCUUUCCAACACCACGUUCUUUGGAGGUGUAAAAUAUGCCUUUAGUACGGACACUGUUUACGCAUAAGUACCUUUCUCUCCCGGUAGGUUCGAAAAAAAUCCUCAACAGGUGCGACAAUACAGUGCAAUACUGUAGCUCUUUGUCCUACAUCCCGAGCAUGUACUGUUCCACUGGCUA